Molecule: messenger RNA, 6169 nt
Organism: Mobula hypostoma (lesser devil ray)
Lineage: Eukaryota; Metazoa; Chordata; Chondrichthyes; Myliobatiformes; Myliobatidae
Gene: amotl2a
Product: angiomotin like 2a
Exons: 12
Coding region: 1681-4062 (793 amino acids)
Biological process (GO): establishment of cell polarity involved in ameboidal cell migration; regulation of cell migration; actin cytoskeleton organization
Cellular component (GO): cytoplasmic vesicle; plasma membrane; bicellular tight junction
Source: RefSeq, a predicted model, not a curated record
GGGAGAUCCAAAAUGAUAGGAGAAGACAGGAGGGGGAGGGAUGCAGCCAAGAGCUGGACAGGUGAUAGGCAAAAGGGGAUACGAGAGGAUCAUGGGACAGGAGGUCAGAGAAGAAAGACAAGGGGGGGGAACCCAGAGGAUGGGCAAGGGGUAUAUUCAGAGGGACAGAGGGAGAAAAAGGAGAGUGAGAGAAAGAAUGUGUGUAUAAAAAUAAGUAACAGAUGGAGUACGAGGGGGAGGUGGGGCAUUAGCGGAAGUUAGAGAAGUCGAUGUUCAUGCCAUCAGGUUGGAGGCUACCCAGACGAAAUAUAAGGUGUUGUUCCUCCAACCUGAGUGUGGCUUCAUCUUUACAGUAGAGGAGGCCGUGGAUAGAUAUGUCAGAAUGGGAAUGGGAUGUGGAAUUAAAAUGUGUGGCCACUGGGAGAUCCUGCUUUCUCUGGCGGACAGAGCGUAGGUGUUCAGCAAAGCGGUCUCCCAGUCUGCGUCGGGUCUCGCCAAUAUAUAAAAGGCCACAUCAGGAGCACCAGACACAGUAUAUCACCCCAGCCGACUCAGAGGUGAAGUGUUGCCUCACCUGGAAGCACUGUUCGGCGCCCUGAAUGGUGGUAAGGGAGGAAAUGUAAGGUCAUGUGUAGCACUUGUUCCGCUUACACGCAUGAGUGCCAGAAGGGAGAUCAGUGGGGAGGGAUGGAGGGGACGAGUGGACAAGGGAGUCGCAUAGGGAGCGAUCCCUGCGGAAUGCAGGGGGGGGAGGGAAAGAUGUGUUUAGUGGUGGGAUCCUGUUGGAGGUGGCGGAAGUUACGGAGAAUAAUAUGUUGGACCCGGAGGCUGGUGGGGUGGUAGGUGAGGACCAGGGGAACCCUAUUCCUAGUGGGGUGGCGGGAGGAUGGAGUGAGAGCAGAUGUACGUGAAAUGGGGGAGAUGCGUUGGGAAGAGCAGAGUUGAUAGUGCAGGAAGGGAAGCCCCUUUCUUUAAAAAAGGAAGACAUCUCCCUCGUCCUAGAAUGAAAAGCCUCAUCCUGAGAGCAGAUGCGGCGGAGACGGAGGAAUUGCGAGAAGGGGAUGGCAUUUUUGCAAGACACAGGGUGAGAAGAGGAAUAGUCCAGAUAGCUGUGAGGGUCAGUAGGUUUAUAGUAGACAUCAGUGGAUAAGCUGUCUCCAGAAACAGAGACAGAAAGAUCUAGAAAGGGGAGGGAGGUGUUGGAAAUGGACCAGGUAAACUUGAGGGCAGGGUGAAAGUUGGAGGCAAAGUUAAUAAAGUCAACGAGCUCUUCAUGCGUGCAGCGCCAAUGCAGUCGUCGAUGUAGCGAAGGAAAAGUGGGGGACAGAUACCAGAAUAGGCACGGAACAUAGAUUGUUCCACAAAGCCAACAAAAAGGCAGGCAUAGCAGCUACACCUUUAGUUUGGAGGAAGUGGGAGGAGCCAAAGGAGAAAUUAUUAAGAGUAAGGACUAAUUCCGCUAGACGGAGCAGAGUGGUGGUAGAGGGGAACUGAUUAGGUCUGGAAUCCAAAAAGAAGCGUAGAGCUUUGAGACCUUCCUGAUGGGGGAUGGAAGUAUAUAGGGACUGGACAUCCAUGGUGAAAAUAAAGCGGUGGGGGCCAGGAAACUUAAAAUCAUCGAAAAGUUCAAGGGCGUGAGAAGUGUCACGAACAUAGAAUCGAUUCCAGAGCUGAGGCAGGAUGCGGACUGCAGAAGGCUCAUCAGGUACGGUGCUCCAUCGGCUCAUCCAGGAGCAGCUGCGCUAUGGCAACCUGACGGACAACCGGACACUGCUGGCCAUCCAGCAGCAGGCGAUGAGGGGUGGGACAGGCAGUCCCCGCUCUUCACUGGAGAGCCUUACACAAGAGGAGUGUCACAUCGUUCAGCACUCUACACGACAGGAGCCACAGGGUCAGGAGCACCAGGGAGACUUCACACACUCGGAGAACCUCCUUCAUCGGCUACAGCAGAUGCAGCUAAAUGGGGAGGCACUGCCAUCCUAUGAGGAGGCAAAAGCCCAGUCCCAGCUCCUGGCCGGGCACAGGAGGCAGCAGCUGCCCACUGACUCAGGCCCUAACCUGGCCACUGAAACACACCCAGCCUUGACCCAAGGCAGAGCCCACCAGGACCUUCACAGCGACACCCUCAAAGAUCUGAAACACGAGCACGUGCGCUCCCUCAGCGAGAGGCUGAUGCAGCUUUCUCUGGAGAGGAAUGGGCCCAAAACUCCAACCACCAUGAGCUCUUCACACAGUUUUCCCCAGCUUUCGAAACGCCACAAGCUGCCAGUGGUGACGGGGUGCCAAGGACACAUCCAGUCUGUGGAGCACCGUGGGCCUCCUCCAGAAUACCCUUUUCAUGCAAAGCCAGCUGCUCCCAUAUACCCUCAUUCCCAGCAUCACCUCAGUGAUGAAGGCCCCACUCCAUGCUCUGACAGACAGCACCUCAACACCAACAGGGGUGGCUACAGCACUCAAGAACAGUCUCCCAGGGUGACUCAGUUUGAGGUAUCGCAUCCCACCCAGCAGCAGAAACACAGCCUCUUGGCCUCAACACAGAUGAAGGAUGUGUCUUUCACUGAAGUUCCAUGUGACAGCACCCACAUUGUAUCAGUGGACCAUGUGGCACUGAUCAACCGUGCCCAGCAAAUGGUGGAGAUGUUGCUGAAGGAAAACGAAAACUUACGGAAGGAGCUGGAUGGACAUACUGAAAAGUCAAUCAAAAUCCAGAAGUUGGAGAGAGAGAUCCAGAGGAUUUCAGAAGCCUAUGAAAACCUCAUGAAGGCAUCAGCCAAACGUGAGACACUGGAAAAAACAAUGAGGAACAAAAUGGAGGGAGAAAUUCGACGGCUUCAUGACUUCAAUCGCGACCUCAGAGAGAAGUUGGGUUCUGCCAACAAACUGCUGACCAGCAAGGAGUGUGAGGUCUCAGAGGAUGGACAAAGCAUUCUCAGCAAGUUGAUCGUUCAAAACAGGGAACAGCAGCAAGAGAAGGAGCAGCUUCGGAGGGAGUUACGCCUCUCGUGCAGCAGGUAUGAAGAUCAGCAGAGGCGGGUGCAGCUUCUUGACCACGCACUCAACAGCACACAGUCCAAAGUAGUGCGGCUUGAGGACGAGUUGCGGAAAAAGCGAGCCUACGUGCAGAGAGUGGAGAAGCUGCAGCAUGCUCUAAGCCAGCUGCAGGCUGCAUGUGAGAAACGGGAGCAGCUGGAGCUGCGACUGAGGAAACGCCUGGAGCAGGAACUGAAGAGUCUGCGGACGCAGCAGCGCCAAGCAACAGCUCAGGGCCCUGGAUCUUCAGAGUACAGUGUGCCAGCAUUGAUGGAGCUGCUCCGUGAGAAGGAGGAGAGGAUUCUAGCUCUGGAAGCUGACAUGACAAAAUGGGAACAGAAGUAUCUGGAGGAGAGCACUAUGCGGCAGUUUGCAAUGGAUGCUGCUGCUACAGCAGCUACCCAGAGAGACACCACUAUAAUCAAUCAUUCCCCUCACCAUUCACCCAACAACAGCUUCAAUGGGAGCUCUCUGGAGAAAUGUGUUUACUACGAGAACGGCGAGGUUAUUGUGACCAAUCAUCGGCACCAAGAGAUGGAGAACAGGAUUAAAGCCCUGCAUGCACAGAUCCUGGAGAAGGAUGCCAUCAUCAAGGUCCUCCAACAGCGCUCCAGAAAAGACCAGAUGAAGCCUGAGCAACUGGCACUGCGACCAGCUCGGUCAGUGCCCUCCAUUGCCCUGUCCACGGGUAUAUCCCUGACCAGUGACAGGGAUGACAAGGCGAUCCAUGGCAGCUCAGGUGCUGUAAACAAAGGCUGCAUCGAGGAUCAGAGUGUGGCUUCAGACUCUCAUCCUGCAGUGUCACACACUAAACAUGGGAGCAGAGACGGCAGCACACAGACUGAGAAAAUGGCCGAAGCAAUACAGUCAGCCCCGGGAGGCUCACAGGACAACGAGAGCUCAGGCAGCUCACGGGCUAACAAACCUAUGACCAGUUCAGUAGAUCUGCUGCAGACACCAAACCAGGUGAGUCUCAGCACUGUUAAAAGCCAAGAUUCAACAGACAACGACAUGGUGGAAAUCCUCAUAUGAGAACGACAUCUACCAGAUGAUGGCAGACUUCUGUGUAAUAUAAAGGCCUUCAGGUUUCGCAAACCUUUAACUCCUUACUGCCAAUGUGGAACCAGGACAAAACCAAGGAAAAUCUGAACAAUUCCUGCAUAAAGUAUGGAGUCAGAAUAUGAUUUUUAUGAAAAAAGGGAAAUGUGGCCUUGAAUGCAUCAUAUCCAUAAGCUGCUAUAACAUUUGAAGGUUAUACACACAAGAAGAGCUGAACUAGUCUUUGUGCCGUGUGUGAAGCUUCCCUGAGUGGCAGGAGACACUCUCAAAUUAAUCCAGACUAUCUGAAGUGUUGUGAAGUUCCAUUCUGAGAUGGGCACAUUGGUGUUAUAGAAGGCAGUAUUUUUACACAACUGCCAAGCAUAAAAGCUUCACAGCAGCAUUAAUAAAUAUAAUUACAAAUAUCUAGCACUAGACCGUAUAAUAUAUACUGUACAUAAUGCUGUAAAUUAUUCUUUAUUUUAACAAGUUCUGUUUCAGCUUUAAACUUUGUGCAAUUUAACUAAAUCUUUGCUAUGACUGAAAAUGUCUCUUGAACUUCCCUUGUCAUUUCUGCCAGCAAGGGAUGUGAUUUCUGUGUCGCCAUCCUCCACGUUUAUGUCUCAUUUCCCUCCUUCAGUACCUCCUGUGCAUUUUUUGAUCAAUAUGUAUAUAGCUUUCCUCGUGACUGACAACUUCUUCCAGCCAAACCUUGAAUUGGAGCUGACUUGGAGAAAACCCCCCACUGUAGCUUCACUACCCCAGGCCUUAGCAUUCUGUCAUGGGCACAGGAAGAUUCCACAACACAUUGAAAGGAUGCUCAGUUGACAAUUGAGGCUUUGUGUGUUCAGAGGGGGAUGUUAUCAGCAGUUCUGCAAUAUUAUCUACACCUUCCUGAGUGAAAGCAUUCUUAAAAAGGACUAAAGUGCUUGUGGUCCACUAGUGCAGGACACCACAGAAUCUACCACAGAGUGCUCCUCCCCAAGCAAAAUACCCCAUAACAGAAGAUCACCACCUCCAACUGCACAGUGAGAAAUGAACCAUUUUGUGCCUCUGCAAGUCUGGCCUCCUGAUUUAGGAAGUCCAGUGGGAGGGGGAAGGGUGGAUGGUAUGGUUCCACUGUUCCCUGGUCAUUUCCCCAUUGCCCAACCCCAGCCCAGAUUUGGAAUAGGGAUUCUGCCUGCAUCAGUGAGAAUCUGUGUGGUCAUUGCAUCUGUCCAUCCCUCCCUGAACAGUUGCCAAUCCAUUCCUGGACUCGGCAGGAGCAGGACUGGCAAGUAUCUGUAUUCUGCAGUCACAUAUUCACAGUGGGUCUGGUCCCCUGAGCAUUGCCACACAAGGGGCGCUGAGCUUAGGGCACUGGGCAGACUGGCAGCUGGUUUCUGCCACAAUGACACAUUUCCAAGUAAUGAAAUGAGGACGGAUAGGGUUACAUCCAAGUUUCGAACCUACAGCUGUCCCUUCAUUCACUUUUGGGUCUAAGCAUGGACCAACUACACUCCACUGAGGUAUCCUGGGUACAGAUACAGGUUGGGAAUGGCCCUGUGAUGUCAUUGCGUCAGUGGCCCAAAUUAUUAGGAAAACCCAUCCCGGAAAGAUGCAUGAGCUGGGAUCGGUGUCUCACAUUCCACCCUGCCAUGAGAGCAGUCACAGGAAAGUGAAUUCUGUGAGCAGCCAAGUGAAGGACAGAGGGCAACUUGUUAAUCCUACAUAUCGACCUGUCCAGCUGGUUACAAGGUGAUGUCUUCCAUGUAAUGUGCUUGCUGGCCAUUGCCUUCUCUCUAUGACAGCAUUCACACCUACUUUGUUUACAAAAAUAUUGUGAAGCAAAAAAAACAAAAAAAAUUAAUAUAUUUUGUACGAAUAUUUGUAUCUGACACGGCUGUAUUUUAGUGCCACUGAACCUCAUGCCAAAGAUGAUAAACUGCAUUAUUAUUAAAUAACUUAUGUAAGUAUUUAAUGAUGAAGUCAGGGUUGUAUGGAAAGGCACCAAACCCUGGGAUUGCUGCAGCGUUCUGUAUGGUAUAUAGUUAUUUCAAAUUAAUGAUGUGAAUCUUAGACAUCGGAUUUUUAUAUUGGAAUAUCACCACACAUUUCAGUA